CCUGUGGUUAAGCAGCCAAAUAAACUUUUUCUAAUGUAGACAGAUGUGCCUCUGGAGAAUAAGAGACUAGAAGCUGGCUUUUCCUUUCUGACUUAGAAUUCUAAUCUGAUGUUAUGCUUUGGUUCCUUGCACUUCAGAUCACAGACGAAAUUCUCAUCUUUUCCUUCUCAGACUGCCACCUACAAUUCUGCUGUUGAAGGAGCAUUUUGUCUUUGCAUAUAGGUUGCAUGGUUCUCUUCACUAUGAGCUCAAGCAUGUGUUACUAAAUUGAUAUGGAUUUGCUUCACAUUUUCUUUGCCUAAUUUGUGAUUAAAAAGUCUCAGUGAAAACGUCAAGGAAAAAAGGCCAAAACUCCUUCUCAGAUAAGUUAGCCGAACCUUUGCCAACCCACUCAUUACAACUCUGCUGACCUUGAAUAAAUGCAACAAAGGCAGGCUGUAUGAUAUGGAGGUGUAUUUUGGCAAUUUUGGCUAGUUGGCUUGAUUUGUAAUGCAAUUUGCGGAUACUUAAGCUAAUCUUUCUAAAAAUAGAUUGACACGUUUGCAGAACAUCAUGAAAGACACAUAAGACAAUUUUUUUGGUAAAAAAGACAGUUUUUGUAAACCAAUUCCUUCCUGUUAAUGUCUCUCAUUGUUUAAAUAUUUCAAUUCAGUUGCAAUUACACACUGAAAUAUCCAUAUAUAACACUGCAAUGAUAAAAAGUUUAAAGUUGUUGUACUACUUAUAUACAGUAGCUACGCUUUUUUCGUUUUGUUGGAUGAAUUUUAGGGCAGUCUAGAGGCACUUUUUGUAAAAAAAAGUGCUGAAAAUAAAGGGAAGUGCUAUUUAAGGCAAAACCAGUGUUUCUUGCAAAUCUCUUGUCCCUCAAAUCAAAUACUAUUUAAUUGUCUUGAAUCCAGCUACAAUGUAUUUCAUCACCUUUUGACUGGAAUGUAACCUUGGAACUGGAAGUAACCUUGCUUUCUUUCAUUGUGCAGAGUUUGUCAGAAAUGGCACUUACUGUUAUUCAGUUGAUUAGUUUGUGGUGCUGGAGGGUCAAUGUAUGGACAUUCAGGCAAACCUAUCCUAGGGCUGGAACAGAGGUAACAAGCUUUUUACUUUUUAGUAUUAGUUUUUCUUGUUUAUUUCUUCUCUGACACUGAAAUGAGUGUCACAUUAGGAUCAAUUUUUCACUUGAGAGCAGUAGCUAAAGGAUAGAUAAGAAAGCAGGAGUCAUGGACUGCAUGCAAGAUGAGAUUAAUUAAGCCAGCAGGUUUUAGGAACCAGUGCAUUAGAAUAGCUUGGGAACUAUCCUUAUUAUUUCUAUCAAAUCUUGCUGUUAGCUUGCUUUCAUCCUUACCUGCAGUAUGUUAAAAGAGAAAUCUGUUUAUGAGAGUUUCUGCUUGGGGUUCUCAGUUGUAAAAUGGAGCAUGGUCAUGAGAUGUAUGUAGGGCUUUUUAAUGUAGUAUGAUUUGAACUAUUAUUGAAACAGGAUUUCUGUUAGGUUGAGCUCCUACUUCUGAAACGUAGUAAUCACUUCUGAUUCUCUGCUAGAAUGUGUUUGAGACAGCUGUCAGCCUUCUUUAUGAUACUCUUUACUAGAUAAAGCAAUAGAGGGGGACUGUGGAGUUGAAAGUAGAAACUGAAGUUGCUGGAGCUGGAUCCACUGACACUACUAGAAUGGCAGCUGUCUACUGAACUAAUACUAAAAGAGAGCCCUUGGUGUUUUCAAGCACUUUUGCUGUUUUCUUCCCACCACUCCAAUGUCAGGAACAGCAUACAUUUGGAAAAUGUCCCAUAUACCUGAGGCCCUGCCAUGUUAUGCAGUGCCUGAAUAUGUGGAGUUUGGUGUUCCUGGCUUCAGUGAUCAAAGGGAUGCCAUCAGAAUUUGUAAGGCUUUUGACAAAAAACAAAUCUCACACUGGAAUCUGUUCCAAAAGGAGCUGGCUUUAAUGUUUCCUCUGCCAAUAGCUAAAUGUUUUGAAGCUUGUGAAUAGCUUGUUUAUAUUCUGGAGUACAUCUGCUAGACUUGGAGAUGACAUCCAACAGUUAAAUUAUGAAAUAAAGUUGUCAUCAGAAGUAUAAAUGUUACUAUACGUGUCACAGUGUUGGUUUGCAGCACCGAACAGUGAAUAAUCCCCAAUUUUCAGGAUUUGGAUCCAGGGGACUGGAAUUACAUUUUCUUCAAAUCAUGGUUGUGCAGAAGUAAAUUUCAGCACUGGCCUCUUCAGCACUUCUGGGCAUAGAUUUUGUGCUGUGAAGUCUCACCUCUGAGGAAUGACCUGUCUGCUUUACCUGAUACACCUUAAGCUUUCACCACCUGCAGAACUUGUCGGUGGGGCCAGCCUCAUACCCUUUCCCAGGUCUCCAUCUGGUGGCCAUUCUGCCUUGUACCUCCCAAAUAUUGCAUGUCCUAGGUGGUUGAACAAGUAGUCCUUUGACAAGUCUGCCUUUCUGUUAGAAGUGACUUGCACUGUGCAAGAGAACCAGCAAAAGGUUACAUGCUGUUCUCUGCCCAAACUUACUUCAUCCAUCAAGAUGCUUUCCCCCAGCUUCGCACCACUACUCUGAUAGGACUCCUAGUCCCCUUUAGUUCAGUUACAAUUUUGUAGCUUUAUAACUUUAUCAGACCUUGCUCAGAAUACACUAUCGUGUGUUUGGUACCCUUCAACUUUAGUUCCUCUGCAAAUCAGUGGGUACUUUCUUCUUAACAUAGGUCUUUCUUAGGCUUUUUAUUCUUUAAAUAUCCAUGCAAAGACUUUUUUCUUUGAAGGAAAAUUCCACUUUAUUUUUUUUCCUGUCCCUGUUGCAAAACAUGUGCAGAGUGAGUCUUAUAGGCUUUUACCUUGCCAUUGUGUUUUAAAUGACCCAGCAUCAUGGAAAAUAAGGAAUCAUUAAUGCAGGUCUGGAAGAGACAUGACACCAGUCUUGAUAAAACAGAUAUCUGCUUCCACAUCCACUGCAGCUUUCAAUAAUACUUCAGUUUCUAAAAUCAGACAAAAAUCCUAUUUUGCAGUGGGCUUUCCAGACUGGUACAACGAAUUUAUUCAUGGCUGCUAUUGACAAUAAGAGCAGUGCCAUUCAGAGUUUUGCUUUAUUUUCCUAAACCUUACAGGUGUCAAAUAUCCCUCAAGUUUAAGGGAGAAGGAACAAAUUAAAAUGUAAUUAGGCAGGUCAUUCAAAUCCCAAACAAACAGUGCUCCUUAUUUCUAAUGGAACAAGAUCUUAACUUAAUCAGUCUCAAUUCUCAUGAGUCCUCUACCUUAGAGUUGGAUUUAUUUUCCUAUUGUUCUUCUUAUGCUUUGCUGGGUAGAGAUUUGCACCUGUCUCCAGAGACAUUGUAGGAGGUAAGUCUAGAGGUGUGAGAAGGGACCAGAAUUUCUGAUCACCUGGGCUUCUUGUGGCAAACAUCUCCCAGGACAGCAGUUCUGUCUUCCCCAGCAGUUUCUCGGGGAAGGUUGUGAAAAGAGAGAUGUUUAUUUGCACCUUUGCGUACAACAAGAUUAAUUUAAGAGACAAAAGAAGACUUGGUUUGAUUCUGAGCUUCAUGUUUAGGUGAUCAGAGGGAGAGUUCGCUGUUUCCCUCCCCUGUUCUGCAAACAGAGUUCUGUAUCACAGUUGCCUGGCAGAAGUGUGGUGUAUGGUGAGGGUUGUCUCUUCAGUCAACCUGUAUGGCAGGUCUUGUUCUUAUUCCUGCAUUUGUCCAUAGAGGGUAAAAAUCAUCAGCUUUGCUUCCGUCGGUGGUACUCUGUACUAUUGCUUGUGCCAUGACUCUGCUUUGUGUGGCAUGAAGCAAAGUACUGAUGAUCUCUGCUCUGCUUGAAAAGACAAAAGUGUAUCCCAGCUGCUUCUUGUAGCCUUUGUUUUUGUGUACAAAGAGAACUGAGGAAAAACGCAGUGUAGACCAUUACCUUGAAUGGGCAAAGUAAUUAAUGUUUAGAUUUUGCCCUUGAAAGGCAAAAUCUAAACAUUAAUUUCAGAGCUUCUCUAAGGCAUCCUCUCUGAAGCAGAAGUCUGACGCAGAAAAUUUAUGCCCUUCUUUGUUUUCAGAACUCUUUCUGAUACAAUAAAGCAAGUCUCAUUUGGUCUUGGCUUGUGACCAUUAAGAACUUACUAUAUCUAGCUGAGCUAGGAAUAAUUGAGCAGAGUGGAAGAAUCCUGUUUUAGAAGCAGAAGUUGGUAACAUUGCUUUUACAAAACAACAGGAAACAGCUUUAUAGAUUCCUUUAUGGAAGCUGAAAAGCUGCUCUGCUUUCCUUGAACUAUUGAGCUGACUGUAAAAGGGCAGACUGAUUUGCCCAUAGACAGAACAUACCAGUGAAUUCAAUUAGCAAUGUUAGGUCUGUGCCAUUAUGACUGGAAAUCAAGGCACUGGCAGUACUGGGCAACAGAAAUGAAAAUGGCUUUAUUUCUGUCCUUUGAUUCAUAGUUGGAAGGUGUGCUUAGCUAAACAUUCACCUCAAUCAUAUUUUGAAACCAUGUAAUGCCCACCCCUGGUUUUGGCCAUUUAAUAAGAACAGCUGUCGGUAGUUUUUUGUGGUUAUGAGUUUAUUGCUUCAGAAGACAGAAUGCCUGGAGAAAGUAAGGCAAGCUGUAAGUGGAUGCAUGUGUUUCAGCACUGCAUCGCUCUGUAGAAGAAACCCCCGUGCAGAGGGAGGCUGGCAUUAGCUGCUAUGACCCUUGCUUUAUAGCUGUGUGUUUUGUGUUUUAAUGUUUACUUUGCCCUCGCUAGGAUUAAAUACCUUGAAACUGAUCUCUGCCAAUAGGGUGCUUGUUGCCAGCUGCUUUCUGAAAAGCCCGAAACCGUGUUGUGCUGGAAAAUACCCGAGGAAAAAACCCUUCCUCGUCUCCCGAGUUGGGCUAUUUGUUCCGGCCCUCGGGGGCAGUGGCUCCCGUGCGAUGCGAUGCAGCGCGGGGAUCUCGCAGCGGGGGCGAGGGGGCCGCGGGAUCCCCGUGGGGCCCGGCCCGGCGGCGACGGCCGAGAUUGGCUCUGUCCCGCCCGGGCCGGCGGCGGCAGCCCGGGAAGGCGCUGCCCCGGCCCCGGCCCCGGCCCCGGCGCGGGCGGGAGGGCGGCCCUGGCGGCGCCGCCCAGCAGGAAGUGGGAGCGCGACGGUGGCGGCUCCCGGCGGGAGCGGGGCUGUCCCGGGAGCGGCGCUGCCCCGCGGGACGCGCCAGAGGCUGACCAAGCAGGAAUUCUGGCAGCUGGUACACCAGAGCUAUGGCUCUGAGCUGGGCCUGAACAGCGAGGAGAUGGAGAGCUUCCACUCAUCGUCAGAGGACAACGGGCAGUCUCGAUCCAGCAUUUGUGAUGAUUCUGGAGAAAGGGAUGAAAAACUAUCCAAAAUGAUUGGUUUAGUUCGUGAGCCCACACUACAAACAGAAGGAGAGUCACUCAACAGACACAUGUUGCCAGGAGUGGAGGAGUCCUCAAGUGAGAAGCAAAUAAAGAGUCCUCUUCCAUCUUCAGAAAGAAAACCUGCUAAGCUAGUUAGGAGCAGGUCUUUAGAAAAGUCCUUGGAUCUUAAUGAAAAUGAAAAUCUUCCAGGGAAGAGCAGUGCUUCAGAUAGUGAAGAAGCAGUGAAGGAGACUGUCUCUGACAAUGAUCUCUAUGGGAGACUUUUUAUAAACAGAGUUUUCCACAUCACUGCUGACAAGAUGUUUGAAAUCCUUUUCACCAAUUCUCACUUCAUGCAGCGGUUUCUUAAUUCCAGGAGUAUAGUAGAUGCUGUAUCAACCCCUUGGAAUAGAGACUCCAAUGGCAAUCAGUUGAGGACUUUGACGUACACUGUAACGAUUAACAAUCCACUUUGUGGGAAGUUCACAACUGCAACGGAAAAGCAGAUCCUCCAUAAGCAGAGCCAGAAAGGUCAGUCUUACCAGGUAGAUGCUGAGGUCCUGACCCAUGACGUCCCCUACCAUGAUUAUUUCUACACUGUGAACAGAUACUGCAUCAGCCGCACGUCUAGUCACAAGUGCCGGUUACGGGUUUCUGCAGAAGUGAAGUACAAAAAACAGCCUUGGGGUCUUGUCAAGUCUGUAAUUGAGAAGAAUACCUGGGGAGGAAUACAGGAAAACUUCAAACAACUUGAAUCAGAUCUCCUAAUGGAGGAAUAUGCAAUUAAUCAAUCCAUAGAAGACUCUGGGAAAUUACUUGCUCUGAGACGUAGGCGACGCACUUUACACCGGGGUUUGGCAGAAUCCCUUCCCAAACGCUCUUCCCAACAUUCCUCUGGUGACAUGGGAGUAGAGUCCCAGGGCAGCUUAAUAGGAAGGAAAAGAGAUGCAGUAAGUAGGACCACCACCAUCAUUGUAGUAAUGAGUGUCUUUUUGCUACUCUUGGUCUUGCUGAAUAUAACACUGUUCCUCAAACUCUCAAAGAUAGAGCAUGCAGCUCAGUCCCUUUAUCAUGUCCAGCUUCAGGAGGAAAGCUCUUUGAACAUAUCCCCAGAAAUGGUAUCAAAAGAGGAGAUACCUCAAUAUGAUAAGGAACAGGUUAAACGUGUGAAGGGAGUUUUAAGAGAUUCAAUCGAAAUGCUUGAGCAGCUGAAGAUUUCCCUUUCCAUGCUCCAAAGAAGCUUUGACCACUUGAACAGGACACAGAGCAGCAAGACUGAGAGUUAACAGCCACAUCAGCUUUUCAUUCAAGGCAUUAGAAGAACAGAUGUGUGUGUGAGGACUUGUGGGGUAGGGACUGUAAC
Messenger RNA from Motacilla alba alba, 6677 nucleotides. RefSeq names its product GRAM domain containing 1C (gene GRAMD1C). Gene Ontology annotation, molecular function: sterol binding; sterol transfer activity. NCBI's taxonomy places the organism in Eukaryota, Metazoa, Chordata, Aves, Passeriformes, Motacillidae. The coding region runs from base 4690 to 6600 and encodes 636 amino acids. The record is from RefSeq and is a predicted model, not a curated record. Gene Ontology annotation, cellular component: plasma membrane; endoplasmic reticulum membrane; endoplasmic reticulum-plasma membrane contact site. The transcript is spliced from 13 exons. Gene Ontology annotation, biological process: intracellular sterol transport.